AACAUCCAAGUCCUCACGCGGAAGCAUUCCAUACCAUAGAGAGAGGGGACUUGUGGGGAUGACUUGUCUUAAAUUUACAAUCCACCCUUUCUCUCUCAAUUCUAAGCAAAUUAAAGAGAAAAAAAAUGGUCCUAGCGCGGAGAUGGCCCAUACCACUGAGACUUUUAAGGUUGAUUUAAAAGCAGAAAAUUGAUGAACUGAUAACAGAACAUCAGCGAAGGGAAAGUGAAGAUUGCAGAUCUUUGAAAAGUCUUAUCUUUGCUAGACUCGAAAUGGCUGCUGGGAAGUAUCAAGAAUCCUACUCUUCACGGUUUCCUAAUUGUAAAUAUCAAGUGUUCUUGAGUUUUAGAGGUGAAGACACCCGCAAGAACUUUACCGAUCACCUCUACACGGCCCUGGUUCAAGCAGGGAUUCACACAUUUAGAGAUGAUAAUGAAAUUCGGAGAGGAGAGAAUAUAGAUUUCGAGCUCCAGAAGGCAAUACAACAAUCAAAAAUAUCGAUAAUCGUGUUCUCCAAAGACUAUGCUUCGUCGAGAUGGUGCCUCGAUGAACUUGUAAUGAUCAUGGAACGUAAGAGGAAUGCUGACUGCAUAGUUUUGCCAAUAUUCUAUGAUGUGGAUCCAUCCCAAGUCGGACGUCAAACAGGGAGCUUCUCUGCAGCAUUUGUGGAACAUGAAAAGAGCUUCAACAAGGAGAUGGAGCGGGUGAAUGGGUGGAGGAUUGCUUUAAAGGAAGUGGCUGAUUUAGCUGGAAUGGUUCUAGGAGAUGGGUGCGAGGCACCGUUUGUCCAAUCUAUUGUGGAGAAUAUCUCAAAGAAUUUGGAUCAAAAAAUGUUUCAUGUACCCCCUCAUUUCAUUGGAAGAGAUCCUCUAGUACAAGAUAUCAACUCAUGGUUGCAAGAUGGAUCCCAUGGUGCUGCCAUUGCUUUACUCUAUGGAAUUGGUGGAGUUGGAAAGACGACCAUAGCUAAGAGUGUUUUUAACCAGAACUUUCAUAAAUUUGAAGGAAAGAGCUUUCUAUCAAAUUUUAGGUCAAAGGAUAUAGUUUGCCUACAGAGGCAACUUCUUUUCGACAUCCUAAACAAGACUGUUGAGAUAAAUGAUCCUGAUGAAGGAAUUUUGAAGAUUAAGGGUGCAUUAUGUUGUAGAAGAACUCGUAUUGUUCUAGAUGAUGUGGACAAAAGGGACCAAUUCAAUAAAAUCAUUGGCAUGCAAAUUUGGCUUUGUAAAGGAAGUAAAAUCAUUGUAACAACCAGAAAUAAGGCUUUGUUUUCAGCUAAUGAUAUUGAGGGGGUCCGGUUUAUUGGUUCUUCAUUGUCUGGAAAAGAAAGAGAGAUAUGGGAAAGCGCAUUACAACAAAUGGAAGUGAUUCCUAAUUUUGAAGUUCAAAAGGUUCUUCGAAUAAGUUACGACUUUCUUGAUGGUGAUUAUCCGAAGAACUUAUUCCUUGAUAUCGCAUGUUUCUUCAAUGGAAUGGAUGUGGAUGAUGCAGUUAGGAUACUGGAUGGGCUCGAUAAAGGUGCAAGAUUUGGGAUUGACAAUCUCAUCGAUAGAUGUCUUGUUGAAAUCAACAGUGAUCAAAGGUUGUGGAUGCAUCAACUAGUAAGAGACAUGGGUAGGGAAAUUGCUCGUCAAGAAUCACCCAAAUGUCAAAGAAUAUGGCAUCAUGGGGAUGCUUUUACAGUUUUGAAAGGAACUACUGAUGCUCAAAAAUUACGCGGCCUUACCAUUGAUAUGCAUGCAUUAAUGGAAGAUCAUUAUGCAGAAGUUGUCUGUACUGAUUCAAUGGUUUGUCGCAAGCGCCGCAGGCUUAACUUCUUUCAACAAUGGCUUUCCGAUUUUUCCGAUGGGGGAAAAUUACAAACUGGCCAAACAAGUUUGUUUCCCAUCCUCAGCACGGAUGCUUUUAGAAAGAUGCCAGAUGUAAAAUUUCUCCAACUAAACUACACUAAUUUUCAUGGAAGUUUUGAGCACUUUCCCAAGAAUUUGAUAUGGUUAUGUUGGCAUCGAUUGUCUUGGAGAUCCAUACCAAAUCACAUAUGCUUGGAGAAGCUGGUGGUUCUUGAUCUAUCCAGAAGUUGUCUAGUUGAUGCUUGGAAGGGCACACCGUUUCUUUCAAAAUUGAAAAUUCUUGAUCUCCGUCAUUCUCGUGAUCUCAUUAGAACCCCAGACUUCUCGGGUCUCCCAGCCCUUGAAAAGCUAAUACUUGAAGACUGCAUCCGUUUGGUUCAAAUUCACGAAUCUAUUGGUGAUUUACAAAGAUUGUUGAUCUUAAAUCUAAGAAAUUGUACAAGUCUUAUGGAGCUUCCAGAAGAAAUGAGUAGAUUGAAUUCACUUCAAGAGCUGGUUUUAGAUGGUUGCUCAAAUCUUAACAGCCUGAAUAUGGAGCUAGAGCAUCAUCAGGGGAGCAAGUUGCUUCAAAGUGAUGGAAUUGUUGCAAGUACAUCAUUCAUUUCAUCUCUUCCAUUGAAGCUAUUCUUUCCCUCUAGGUUUUCAACGAGGAAAAUGUUGAGAUUUACCUUGUUUUCACUGCCACGCUUCUUGGAGACUCUAGAUUUAAGUGGAACUCCAAUUCGUUUUCUUCCAGAAAGCAUCAAGGAUCUUGGUCUACUCAGAGCCCUAUAUUUAAGAAAUUGCAAAAUGCUUCAGGCACUCCCAAAGCUUCCAUCCCAUUUGGAUUUGUUAGAUGUGUCCUUUUGCAAUUCACUGCAAAAAGUUCGAACUCUAAACCCUUGGACUAAAGCAGAUGGUUGUGAUCAAUUAGUCAAGUUCCAAGAUCGGAUAAAGCUAGAAUUAAUCCAAAAGUUUGACUCACACAUGUUCAGAAUCAUGGAAAUGGUUAGUGCUCAAAUACAGCCAUCGAGAUUUCAGAUAACAGUUAUAGAUGGCAUAUUCAACGUUGUCGCAUAUGGAUUUGAUGAAGAUGAGGAGUUAAGGGAGUUUUAUGAGGAGAAAGAAGAGGAUAAAUGGCUAAUUCAGAAUGAGUUUACAGAUAACUUUUCAUUCAAAAUAUCCUCACCUCCUGUGCACCGGAUAUGUGGCUUUAAUUUGUUCACAAGGUUUUGUAUGAUGUCAGGGUACAGUAGCUAUGAAAAACUUGGUAUUGAAAUCAGAAACAAUACCAGUGGCCAGUCCUUGCGUCGUCAAGCCCGUGUCUUAUAUAUGCGUUUCGAGGAUGAGGUUUGUGAAAUCCAAUCGCUAUGCCACUGGAAAUUAGGGGGCGAUGAUCCUACAUUUGAUAAUGGUGAUGACGUGACAAUUUCAGUGGUUGUCACGUCAGCUAUCCUAAUAAGGACGGUUGGUGUACAAUGGUUGCAUGAAGAGGAAGGGAAGGAUGAUGAUAUCCAAUCAAAGGAUGGAGUUAUCAAUGCCCCCAACAGUAGCGAUGAUGAUGAUGAUGCAGCACACGUAGCCAAAGUAGAAAUAGCUUCUCGUAUUUUUAGAAAUUAUUACUGUGCUUUCCGUGUAGAAUUUAAUGGGGGCGAUUUGGCUUGGUGGUUUUUUGCAAAGAAAGGUCUUGAACUUGAAUUAAUUUAGGAUUCAUUCAGUAGAGUUCUGUGUUUUUGGAUUUCAAGCAUAAAAAAAAUAAAAAAAAGCUUGAAAGCUUUUGAGAGAAUUUUUUUAAAAAACAAAAUCAUGAAAAGAGUUUUGUA
Molecule: messenger RNA, 3652 nt
Organism: Populus trichocarpa (black cottonwood)
Lineage: Eukaryota; Viridiplantae; Streptophyta; Magnoliopsida; Malpighiales; Salicaceae
Product: disease resistance protein RPV1
Exons: 9
Coding region: 273-3536 (1087 amino acids)
Biological process (GO): defense response; signal transduction
Molecular function (GO): ADP binding
Source: RefSeq, a predicted model, not a curated record